AUCGGACAUUGAACGAUAGAGGAAGAUGAGAAAGUGAAUUAAUAUCGUUGGACAAGGAUGAUGAUGAUGAUAAUAAUCAGAAUGAACAAUCGACCCUUGAACUUGAUUGCAGACAGUAAAUUAGAAAGAGAGUCGAGUUAAUCUAAAGGUAAAUCAAAGUGUCGUCAAUUGAUUUGGCCUCAAUUUCAACCGUUCACCACCUUCUACCUUUAGUAACGGCCAAGAUGAGGAUGAUGAUGAUGAUGGAAGAUGAAGAAAGGGAAAAUUUAACUUAUUAUUAUAAUUGUGAUGGAAAAGUAGGAAAGUAGUUCAUCUAAAUUUAGCUUGAUUAUGAUGAUCACCAAUUGAAGUGAACGGUUGAUUCACCAAAUCGGUAACCGGUCUGAAGAAUCAAAUGUUUACACAUUAAAGAAAACGGGACUUUAAGUGAUUACUUUUACUUGUGAAUCUUUUUUUGUUCAUUAAUCAACAACUACCGUUAAUUUAGUGAUUAAUUAUUGGUAAUUUUCUCUGUGACUGUUUGAACAAUUUAAAGUCCAUGUGAAUUAGUUAAUCGUAAAGAGAUUUGGUUUAGUUUGUUUCGGAUUAAUUUUUCAUUUGGUUGUGUGAAUUUUGUUUUUUUUUAUAUUUUCUGUUUUGUCGAUUGUGAUUAAUAAUUUUUGAAUCUUUGGUGCGUUUUGAUUAUCACCAUGAAAGUGAUCAAUUUGUUUGGAUUGUUUGUUUUUAUUGUGAUUCUACAAUCAACCUGUUCCAUUAUAAUUACCAGUGUAUAUGCGGGGAGAAAAAAGUUCAAAACCUUUUCGUUUGAUUGGCUUUUCCCACCGAUUGUACUUGAACGGGCCAAUAAAUUGGGCUUUUCGUUCAAUGGACAUUACCGAUUACAAAAGCCCAAUUUCAGGAUUAAAUUUAAUAUGCCACUUAAAUUUCCUAUUCACAUGAAUUAUGCCAAUAAUUACGAUGAGAUCGACGAUAACUCUCAGCCUACACCAAGCGAUUACAACGGACUUGGGAUGCCCGAUGCUGGUGCUCAUGAUCACGAAGAUACUAAUGAACCUAAUCAUGAUUCAAAUGGUGGUGAAUAUGCUGAUUCUAAUCAGAAUCCAUCGCAAUAUGAAUCAACAGAUCAAGGCGAUGCUAAUCAGCCCGAUGAGAGUGACAAUAAACCUGAACAAUAUCCCGUUUAUAACGAUAAGCCAAAAUUCAAAGUGACACCGAUCAUCACAUUAGGAGGUAAAUUACCAAAUGAAUAUGAACCUUCAUCGUCCAAUGUCAAAGUAGCCACUGGUCAAGGUGUUUCUCCGGAUAAAAUACCUUACACAGGUAAAGCUCAAGUGAGUUCUUUCAUUGACAAUGGACAAUUUAUCAAUGCCCAUCAAACAAACGUCAUAAUGAAAAAUGAACCAUCAAAAAACACUCAAGGUGGAUUAGUAGACGAAGCUUUUGAAGAUCAACUUGAGGGAGCUUAUGGUAAAUCGGCUGUUUCCUCUUCCUCUUCAUCCACAUCCUCAUCAUCGCCAGCAACAAGUGAAUCAUCACCCAGACAAUCAAAAUUCACAUUAGAAUCAAUUAGGGAGGAAAAAGCUGAUUCCAACAAUCAACCAAUUGAUCAAGGAUCGAGACGCGAAGACACAAGAAGGUCAAAAAUUAUCGCUCCUUUAAUGGUCGCGAAAAAGAUCAAAAUGUUAAAGAUUCCCUUGUACGCGAAAAAAUUAGCGCUCAAUGAUUAUUCCAAAAUUCAUACAGUUCGAUUGGGCUACAAAGGAGCACCAGCCGAGAGCAGUUUCCUAACGCAAUACGAGGCCACUCCGGACGUGGUUCCAUUGUCGCUACCACAAUCCAAAUAUAGUAAUUAUUAUUCAUCAUUAUCGUUCACCAAUGGAAUGCACGGAAUCCCUUAUGAGCCCGUUGGCUUUGGUCCGUUCGGUACAAUCAAGUGGAUCUCGAGGAUGUUCAAUAAGCCAGGAAACGUCGCUCCACCGGUUAAAUAUCGGCUGCCGACUAAACAUGUUCACCUUGGAUGAUUCAAGAAUUUAAAGUUCAACAAAAUAUUGAUUUUCUCUUAAAGAGAAACUUUUUUUCUUCAUCUUAAUCAAUGAGAUUAACCAUGAAAAGUAUUAACCUUUCAAUUCCACAAUCAUAGUCAUCCUGAUCAUAUUCAUCUCUCCAUUAUAAGUGAACUCGACUUUUU
Messenger RNA from Panonychus citri (citrus red mite), 2188 nucleotides. RefSeq lists its product as uncharacterized. The coding region runs from base 690 to 2021 and encodes 443 amino acids. The transcript has a single exon. NCBI's taxonomy places the organism in Eukaryota, Metazoa, Arthropoda, Arachnida, Trombidiformes, Tetranychidae. The record is from RefSeq and is a predicted model, not a curated record.